AUGACCCAAGGAGAAGCUGAAAUUGGCCCCGUGUCAGCGGAUCCCGAGACGCGCUCGCCCCAACAAGCUUUCCCAUGGCACAUCGGAAUAGAUCAAGACACGAAUGACACUCUCAAUCCGUUCAACUGGCCACAAUGGAAAAAAUGGGCAGUCACACCCCUCACUUCUCUCGGAAGCACGCUCACUAUGAUGUCCUCGACGGUAAUCGCUCCAGCCCUGACGACCAUGUCUCGGGAUCUCGACACCAACGAGGCAACAACACAAAUGACCUUGUCUAUAUUCGUGCUUGGCUACUCAAUCUGGAUCCUUUCAGGUUGCUUCUAUGUCAUCUGGAAUACUGUUGCUGGCUUUGCCCAGAGUAACGGUGUAGUGAUUGCGAACUGUUUCCUUGCAGGGUUCGGAGCUAGUGCUAUACAUGCUUGCAUGAAAUGGGGUUCAAACCCUGUACUCGCCGACUGUUGGACGAAGAAACAGCGUGGACGCUCUUUGGCCGAGCUAUGCCGUUCUCAUGUCCUCAGCAGUUUCAUAUUUCCAGAGACACACGCCGCUUCGAUCCUCCAUCGAAAAGCCAAGAAUCUUCGCAAACAGACAAGCCAGCCAUACUACACGGCAUACGAGCAGGAAUACGAGUCUGUUGAGCAUACCCUUGCCCCCAGCUUGGCGCGGCCUAGAAGACUGCUCAUAACACAGCCCUUUGUCCAACUCAUGUCCGUCUUCCUCACCUACAAAUAUGGAAUUCUUUACAUACGACAUCUUAAGAGUCACAACAACGGCGAGGCUCAACCCGAGUUCCGUGCGCCCUUCAUGAUGCUCGGGGUGGUUCUCAUCCCAAUCGGCCUGUUCUGGUACGGCUGGGCUACCGAGGAGCGGGUGGUCUGGCUCGUGCCCGAUUUUGGCUUGUCCGUCUUUGCAUACGGCAUCAUCAUCUCGACGCAGUCUAUGCAGGCCUAUCUCGUGGACGCUAACCCGGAGCAUGUAGCUAGCGCCACGGCGGCGAGCCAACUGCUCCGGAACAUCACGGCGUUCGCCUUCCCGCUAUUUGCGUCCAGGAUGUAUUCUAGUCUUGGAUAUGGAUGGGGUAACAGUCUUCUGACUUUUGUAUGGCUCGGCUUGGGGCUACCUGCACCAUUCCUAUCGUGGAGAUACGGUGCUGGAUUGCGGGCAAUAGGCAAGCAGCAGCGGUAG
Messenger RNA from Cryphonectria parasitica EP155, 1185 nucleotides. RefSeq names its product MFS general substrate transporter. Bases 1 to 1185 code for a protein of 394 amino acids. Gene Ontology annotation, molecular function: transmembrane transporter activity. The record is from RefSeq and is a predicted model, not a curated record. Lineage: Eukaryota; Fungi; Ascomycota; Sordariomycetes; Diaporthales; Cryphonectriaceae. The transcript has 6 exons. Gene Ontology annotation, biological process: transmembrane transport.